CUUCUUGACAUCCUCCCCUUCUUCUCACCGCCCACGCCGCCAUGUCGUACAACCAUCACUCGUCCCGCGGCCCGCCAAGAGGCUAUGCAUCCUCCUCUGCAUCAUCGUCGACGGCCAAUGCCAUCUCAGCCUUUGCUGACUGGGCGGCCAAAUCGAUUGACCCAGAGAUGAGGAUCACGCCCGUCCAGUCCUAUGUCGAGCGAUGCUGCGAUCCCAUCAACUCGCAGCCUAAUCUGGCUCUCAAUCUCGAGCUUGCAGAUCAUAUCAAAAGCAAGCAAGCAAAUACCCCCCGCGAGGCAGCCUUCGCCGUUGUGCAGAAAGUCAAUUCGCGUCAUCCUCACAUCUCUCUACUGGGACUUGACCUUCUGGAUCACCUCGUCAAGAAUGUAGGCUACCCUUUCCACCUCCAAAUCGCAACAAAGGAGUUUCUCAACGAACUCGUCAAACGAUUCCCCGAGCGGCCCCCUCUCUUCCCUUCGCCAUCGCAAACCAAGAUCCUCGCCCUCAUCCACGAAUGGAGAAACACCCUCUGCGUUGAUUCGAAGCAUAAGGAGGACCUCGUACACAUUCGCGAUAUGCACCGGCUGCUCACGUAUAAAGGAUACCGUUUCCCCAACUUGGACUCCAGGGCAAAGGGGGUGAUGCAGCCCACGAAUAAUCUGCGCUCGCCCGAGGAGUUAGAAGAGGAGGAUAGGGCGGCGCAGGCUGCUAAGCUGCAAGAGUUGAUCAGGAGGGGUACGCCGAGAGAUUUGGAACAGGCGCAGGAGCUGAUGAAAAUCAUGUCCGGGGCGGAACCGGAGAGCAAGCCCGAUUACGCCUCACAAACGGAAAAAGAGCUUGACAAGGUCCAAUCACGCGCUAUCCUGCUCAACGACAUGCUCAACAACUACCAAGCCGGAGAGCGAUUCGUCAAGGGGGACGGCUAUGAUCAAAUCGCUGGCCAUCUGCGCGGUGUCCAGCCGAGACUUCAGAAGUGGAUCUCAGAAGCAGAAGAUGGAGAGUCGCAGCAGAUGGACAGGCUGUUGUUGCUUAACGAUCUGGUCAAUCAGGUCUGCGAACGAUACCAGGCGUUCAAGAAGGGAGACUUGAGCGCUACGGUCAACAUUGACCCCAGUAUCGACCCUGCCAAAGGAGGCUCCGCGGCUGUGCCUACUGCCAAGAUCAGUGAUCUCAUUUCGUUUGACGACGAGGGAAGCGCUGCAGCAGCGGACUCGGCGGCCAAGCCGGCCGCCUCGUCCUCGUCGAUCAUGGACGACUUCGCAAGCCUCACCUUUGACUCUGCUCCUUCCGCUGCUACGACAGCAGCAGCGAGCUCAUCAUCGACCGGCACUGGUCCUGGAGGUCUCCCUGCUAAUCUCUUCGACACAAGCAAGCUGUCCCGCCCACCAGCGGGAGGUGCAGCAUACCAGUCAACUUUUGGAGCAGCGACGCCGCCGAUGGGAGGGGCAGUGACCCCAGGCGGUGGCAACGCAGCCAUUCCAGCACAGAGCUCAGGCUCACAGCUCGGCGGCUGGGGAGCACUACAGCUGCCCACAGCAGGCGCUAGCUCAUCAGCCUCAUCGCCCUCGCCGGCCCAGCCUGCAGCAUCAUCAAAGAAUGGCAGUGGCAAGGGGAAGGACCCUUUUGAGGAUUUGCUAGCAUAGUGUUAGAGCGCGAGCGUUUUCAGAAGUAAUUUGAAAUCAAAGUUACCAGUUCUGUACCAGAG
This is a messenger RNA of Jaminaea rosea, 1705 nucleotides long. Its product is annotated as VHS-domain-containing protein. NCBI's taxonomy places the organism in Eukaryota, Fungi, Basidiomycota, Exobasidiomycetes, Microstromatales. The transcript has 3 exons. Gene Ontology annotation, cellular component: trans-Golgi network. Gene Ontology annotation, molecular function: phosphatidylinositol binding; ubiquitin binding. Gene Ontology annotation, biological process: protein transport to vacuole involved in ubiquitin-dependent protein catabolic process via the multivesicular body sorting pathway; Golgi to vacuole transport; Golgi to endosome transport. The record is from RefSeq and is a predicted model, not a curated record. The coding region runs from base 42 to 1643 and encodes 533 amino acids.